AUGCAAACCCUAAUAACCCUCCUCAACGGCCCCACCGAAUUCGUCACCCGUCUCGACUACCUCCACGACCAAAACAUAACCUACAUCGGCAACGAGCCCGCAUUCCUAACAGUCUUCCAAUACCACUACGCCGGCCGCCCAGCAAAAUCCACCUCCCGCGUACGCACCUACAUCCCCGACUACUUCUCUCCCACUCCAGCAGGACUACCAGGCAACGACGACUCAGGCGCAAUGGGCUCGUUCGUCGCUAUGGCGAUGAUGGGCUUAUUCCCGAACCCAGGACAGGACGUGUACCUACUCACAACACCGUUCUUCGAGACGGUUAGUAUUGUUUCACCGCUGACAGGGAAAACGGCAACGGUGAGGACGACUAAUUGGGCUGAGUAUAACACGCCUAAUGCUACUGGUGCUGCUGCUGGUGGGAAUGGGUUUAUCCAGUCCGCUACGCUGGACGGGAAGCCUUGGACGAGGAAUUGGAUUGGACAUGACUUCUUCACCGAAGGGAGGGAUUUGGUUCUUGUUCUUGGGAAAGAGGAGAGUGAUUGGGGGACUAAGCUCGAGGAUUUGCCGCCUUCUUUGGUGCCGGAGGCUGGGGGUGCUCGUGAUGAUGGGGCUGUGAGGGACCGUAGGUGGGAGAGUGUUGUUGAGGCUGGGGAGAUUGGUGCUGUUUCUGGCACAUCGAGGCAUGCUUUGCACCUUGAUCACCAUGUUCGUAGGGCUGGGGAUGGUCAUGUGGAUAUAGGUAGUUCUUGGUAG
This is a messenger RNA of Penicillium robsamsonii, 756 nucleotides long. RefSeq names its product Alpha-1-2-mannosidase. Gene Ontology annotation, biological process: protein quality control for misfolded or incompletely synthesized proteins; protein deglycosylation; glycoprotein catabolic process. The coding region runs from base 1 to 756 and encodes 251 amino acids. Gene Ontology annotation, molecular function: peptide-N4-(N-acetyl-beta-glucosaminyl)asparagine amidase activity. The transcript has a single exon. NCBI's taxonomy places the organism in Eukaryota, Fungi, Ascomycota, Eurotiomycetes, Eurotiales, Aspergillaceae. The record is from RefSeq and is a predicted model, not a curated record. Gene Ontology annotation, cellular component: cytosol; nucleus.